Molecule: messenger RNA, 654 nt
Organism: Penicillium egyptiacum
Lineage: Eukaryota; Fungi; Ascomycota; Eurotiomycetes; Eurotiales; Aspergillaceae
Source: the annotation of a GenBank genome assembly
AUGGCAAACAACACAAGCAGCGGCACAGGUGCGCUCCCGAGACAAGUCGCAAGACAAAUCAGGCAACAGAGCCAAACCCGAGGGCGUCCAACGACCCGAUCCGGCGCAUCAAACACUCAGCACAGUGCCUAUCGAGCUGCUCCAUAUCCCAGCCCUAUCCGACCUGGUAUGGGUAGCAGCUGCUACGCCACUGCACCCCAUGACGUGGAGGACACCUUCGAACCUGAUCCUAUGGAACUUGAUCCGAUGGAAAUUGACACCCCUCCCGAACAAGAGCCUGCACCAGCCACCGCCGUCGCUCGCAACCAGCAAUCCGAGGAGAAUGGCGUUCAUCGCCACAUCUUCUACAUCCCCAUUCGACCUCGUCCUAUGCCAACUCUAGAUCUCGACGUGCUGACCGCCGCUCGGGCUGAAGUGAGCCGGCUGCAGAGAGCGGGAAUUCCGGUUAUGCAAACCUUGCCAGAGCGACCUGGACCUCAUCUCUACAUCCGUGUUGAUACUGACCGGGCGAGCCGUGAUCAUGCACUUACUGAUGCCAAUCUUCGGAUGGGUACCAUGCAGGACAUGAUUCGCGAUGGCUUUGGCUGGUUCACGGGUUUGCCUUACCGCCACCCGCAUUUCGAAGUCAAGUUCCUUCGUGGUCGGCGGCUCUAG